Molecule: messenger RNA, 1299 nt
Organism: Arabis nemorensis
Lineage: Eukaryota; Viridiplantae; Streptophyta; Magnoliopsida; Brassicales; Brassicaceae
Source: the annotation of a GenBank genome assembly
AUGGGAUUUUGGUCAUUGUUGGAGGUGGCUUCUAUGCCAGUGAUUCAAGUUCUCAUCAUAAGUCUUAUUGGAGCUUUCUUGGCUACUGACCGAUGCAAGCUCUUCCCUGUCGAAUCCCGCAAUUCCAUGAACAAGGUUGUGUAUGUAUUAUUUGCACCAGCUCUCAUGUUUGCAAAUCUAGCUCAGACGGUCACGCUUCAGGACAUCAUCUCAUGGUGGUUCAUGCCGGUUAAUAUGGGACUUACAUUCCUAAUCGGAGGAAUUCUUGGGUGGAUUGUUGUUAAGAUUGUGAAACCACCUCCUUAUCUUGAAGGUCUUAUCGUUGCAACUUGUUCUUCAGGGAAUAUGGGGAACCUACCAAUUGUACUUGUCCCAGCAAUAUGUGACGAGGACAAGAGUCCUUUUGGUAACCGGAGUGUAUGCAGAACCAUCGGCCUCUCUUACGCGUCUUUCUCCAUGGCGCUAGGAGGUUUCUACAUAUGGACUUACACAUUCCGGUUGAUAAAAGGGUCGGCAAUGAAACUCAAAGCCAUGGAAGACUCUGAGAGUUUAGUAAUUACAUCAUCCAAUAGUGACUUAGAGGCUGAUCACAAGACCCAACUCCUCGGUGUACCUGAUGACAAGAAAAAAAUAGUGGUCAAGGAAGAGACAGGGUUUUGGAGAAAAGGAGUAGACUUCCUCCAUGAGAUACUGGAGGAGCUUCUUGCACCACCUACAGUUGGUGCAAUUAUCGGUUUCAUAUUCGGUGCAGUUAAAUGGCUUAGAAAUCUGAUCAUAGGAGAAGAUGCUCCUUUACGAAUAAUCCAAGGCACUGCAAAACUUCUUGGAGAUGGAACCAUUCCUUGUAUGACGAUUAUACUAGGGGGCAACCUCAUACAAGGUUUACGUUCUUCGGCAGUCAAACCUGUGGUUGUACUUGGAAUAGUAUGCGUUCGGUACAUAUUUCUCCCAAUUAUCGGCAUAGGCAUUGUCAAAACAGCUGCGAGUUUCGGAUUUCUUCCACCGGAUCCUUUGUUUCAGUAUGUUUUAAUGCUUCAGUUCACCCUCCCGCCUGCCAUGAAUAUCGCUGUACAAUGUCGGGCAAGACGAGUGCUCAGUGCUCAUGCUUUGGACAUACUUGGUCGCGAUACUGGCCCUUACUGUUUGGUCCACAAUCUUCCUUCACUUGUUAGUCUAGAAAACCUGCAAUUCUGUGCGAGCACAACAAGAUUCUACCUCUACAACUACAGUGACAAUGAGGAAAACAGAUUCAGAAGUCCUCUCUUCAAGGGCUCUUACCAUUCUUUUGAUCAUAACUGA